Glarea lozoyensis ATCC 20868 is the source of this 477-nucleotide messenger RNA. RefSeq lists its product as uncharacterized. The record is from RefSeq and is a predicted model, not a curated record. Bases 1 to 477 code for a protein of 158 amino acids. The transcript has a single exon. NCBI's taxonomy places the organism in Eukaryota, Fungi, Ascomycota, Leotiomycetes, Helotiales, Helotiaceae.
AUGACCACAGAAACUCUCCCCAACAUCUCCUCCCUCAUCCUCUCCCCCACCCACCCCUCCCCCACCUACCCCAUUGCCCGUCCCCCCCGUCUCCGGGGCGAAGCCCGCUGGACCGCCCUCUGCGCGCGCCGCUGGAACCUGCACGUCGCCCAGCACCCUUUCCCCAUCCGUCCCACCCCCCUCUCCCCAACCGAAGGCUACGCCCUCGAUCACGUGCUAACGCUCAUCUCCCUCCACUACACCUACUUACACGAGAGCGGGACUCGAGACUUCUCUGACGCCGAGGUAAAGGAGCGUUUAAACGACCUGAUCACCAUGUGUUUUGAGAGUUUCUACAUCCGGGCGCAGCUUGAAGAAGCGGGGGUUGCUGAGAGGGAUGAGAGGGGGGAGGUGAGGGAGGUGUAUGAGUGGUUGGAGUGGUUGGAUGGGGAGUUGGGGAAUGGACCGCAUAUGAUGUUGUUUUUUGGGGAGAAGUGA